AUGCUCAGACUUGCAAGAAGGUUCUUCGCAGGAAUUGCCCCCCAAGUCGAAUAUCCUAUAGGAAUUAAAGACGUUCAGAACAUUGACGAAUAUUUGGAUGCAUUAGAAAACAUAGAUUAGUUUAAGUUCGUGGGGUCUUCGCGGUUUAUUUCAGCCACUCGCCGCCUUCUCCCACUUCAGCCUCUCGGCCUAAGCAUGGGAUAGCACUUACGCCUUUUUUGUCGACGUCACCAAAAAAUGGUGACGUCAGCGCUCUCGAGGUGACGCACCCAGGUACUUCUUGGGGCAACUCCUAUCGGUCAGCCCAUCCGUCCGGAGGCGGGAGACGGUAGGGUGUUCUGAAGCCUCCUCCUGUCCUCCAUUACUACCUUCGUUGUCAGGAGUGUGGGGUUGCCUUUGCGACUCUGGUCUUCUUGUCAUAGGUCUAGGUAAAAAACCCUGCCAUGGUGUCCUGGCCAGGGAGAAAAAAACCCUACCCGGGACACAAAUUCUCCAGGCCCCAUCCCUCUUAGACACAAGGCACGAGGCAGUGGGAGAAGGACGGGUCAGAGUAGUCACCAUUUUAUUUGUGUUAGAAAACAUAGAAGAAGGGAAAUUUCCAAUCGUUGAGCAAAAACUCAUUCAAUGCUUGAGUAUUGCUGAAGAAAGAGGACUCUAUGGUGAGCCGCCUUAUAAUAUUCUCCUCAAAAGACUAGCCUUUAUAUUUAGGAUUGAAAAUAAGACUAGUAUGUGCGAAAGGCUGCUGGAAGAGAUCGUAAAAAAUUUCAAAGAAAGAGAAAGCCUAUAUCCAAGCCAGCUUUCUUGCUCCUAUGAAACUCUACUUAUGCAGUAUUUAGAUACAAAUAUUGACAAAGGUAUUGAUUUAGCUAAUCCUUCAUCCUAAAAAAUAUAUAUUUUAUAAGUUAAAUUGAAUAUUGUUUUCCAAUUUUGACUAACUGGUUUAAAAAAAUAUUUUUGGUAACUCAUAAAGAGGAUAAGAAGCUAUUAGAGGAAAAGCCUAGUCACAUAAAUGAAGAAUUCGUCAAAAAUAUGUUAGCGAUAGCUUACUUACUUAAAGGGGGAAACAUAUGAGAAUCUAAAAAGCUUUUAUCUUCUCUAAUAGCAACAAAUCCGCAGCAGCCUGAGCUCUAUCAUAAUUUAGGCUGCGCUCAGUGGUGGCAUCUUUUGUCAUUUGAAAAACCAGAAACAAUUACUAUCAAAGAAGGAGAGACCUAUGAGCAGUCUGAAUAUAGAGCUGCUGCAAUGGAGUUUACAGAUUCAGUAGCAAGCUUUCAAAGAGCCAUUCAACAUUUCGAAGGGCUGCCUGAUAUUUAUAAAAUUGACCCAAACAAUAAGCUUGGUUUAAAAUCAUCAAUUUGUGGAAUCUCCCUUACAAAUAUCUCUGAAGUCCAUCUUCAAAGCGCAAAUCUAGAGGUAACUUAAAAUUAGCCUGAAGGAAGCCAUAAAAUGACUUAAAUGUGCUUUAACGUUUUAUGAAGAAGUUGAUAAACAAAACGCUGGGAGAUCUCUAGCGCUAACAGGAGUUUUCUUAAAAUUCCAAAAAGAAUAUAAUGAGGCAGAAAAAGUUUUAACUAAAGCGCUUGGGCUUGUGAACGGAGUAAUAAUAACAUAGAGAGGUGACUAUAAUGAGAUCUUUGUAAAUGAAGUUUAUGCCUCAGUUCUAAAGAAGCUAAAAAAGGAAAAAGAAGCUGAAGAAUUAUUGGAAAAAGCAAAUGGGUUGUCGAAGAAUUUGACAUAUUGGGCAGCAAGAGCGGUCCAUCUGCAUAUUCCAAUGUGGACCCUUUAA
Blepharisma stoltei is the source of this 1786-nucleotide messenger RNA. NCBI's taxonomy places the organism in Eukaryota, Ciliophora, Heterotrichea, Heterotrichida, Blepharismidae. The record is from the annotation of a GenBank genome assembly.